Messenger RNA from Brassica napus (rape), 741 nucleotides. Its product is annotated as dirigent protein 16-like. NCBI's taxonomy places the organism in Eukaryota, Viridiplantae, Streptophyta, Magnoliopsida, Brassicales, Brassicaceae. The record is from RefSeq and is a predicted model, not a curated record. The transcript has a single exon. Bases 1 to 741 code for a protein of 246 amino acids.
AUGAUGAUGAUCAAGCAAUCACCAUUCUCCUCUCCAUUAACAGCAAUCUUCUUGCUCACACUUGCUGUUUUCGCAGCAGCGCUUGAACCUCCACCUGAAGACCCCAUUUUCGAGCUCUACAUGCACGAUGUACUUGGAGGAAGCAGCCCCACGGCGAGACCCAUCACAGGUUUGCUCGGCAACAUUUACAACGGUCAAGUUCCUUUUGCUAAGCAGAUUGGUUUCACUCCUCCCGAAAACGGCAUAGCCAUACCCAAUGCAAACGGCGCCCUUCCAACUGUUAACGGUAUCAACGGUGUACCUCUCGGGACAGGCUUGUCUGGUACAGCUUACUCUGGUCAGAACCUGAACGGGAUACAGACUCAGCUGGGUCCUGAUGGUUUGAGUCUCGGGUUUGGCACCAUCACGGUCAUCGAUGACAUACUCACAUCUGGUCCUGACUUGGGCUCGCAGCCACUUGGUAAGGCUCAAGGAGUUUACGUUGCAAGUUCCGGAGAUGGAAGCACACAGAUGAUGGCUUUCACGGCUAUGCUUGAAGGUGGAGAGUACAACGACAACCUCAACUUCUAUGGUAUUUACAGGAUUGGAAGCGCCAUGUCGCAUCUGUCAGUGACUGGAGGAACAGGUAGGUUCAAGAACGCUUGUGGCUUUGCAGAGGUCAGGCCUUUGAUUCCUUCCGGUCAGCAUCAAGUGGAUGGUGCAGAGUCUUUACUAAGGAUCAUUGUCCAUCUAAAGUACUAA